This is a messenger RNA of Plasmodium knowlesi strain H, 573 nucleotides long. Its product is annotated as conserved Plasmodium protein, unknown function. NCBI's taxonomy places the organism in Eukaryota, Apicomplexa, Aconoidasida, Haemosporida, Plasmodiidae. The record is from RefSeq and is a predicted model, not a curated record. The transcript has a single exon. Bases 1 to 573 code for a protein of 190 amino acids.
AUGGACUUGAUAAGGAAAUACUAUUCAAAUUGCUUGCUCGCCUGUACUCCUGAGAAGUACGUAAUAGACCAGAGUGAAAUAGAAUUCUCUACCACGGGGAAAAGUAGCCUAAGACUUAAAGUCAUCGAUUGGUAUUACACCACUGCAGGAAGCUUUAGUGUUAAGAAGGGUAAAGCUCGCAACAUUGGAGCUAGCCAAAAUGACAAAGAAGAAAAUUUACGAAAGUUAAGUCGAAAGAGAACACGUUAUGAACAUUUUGAUCGCAUAAGAGUUAUGGAUAAUUUACUCUUAGUCAGUGAUCAGGAAGGGGAUCAACAAAGAGAAGAGGGAGAGUGUCAUAAGAGGGGACAGCUAAAUACGUGCGAACAUGCUAACACUAAUGACAGUACCUUGAAUUGCCUAAAUGGGACAAAUCCACAUAACCGGCCUCAACCCAUACAUGUCGAAAAUACCUUCGACUUUGCAUUAUUGCCAGAACUUGGUACCCCCCUAAACGGAACGCAUUUAUUUGUAAAGACACGCAAAAAGGUUACACAUAAAAAAAGGAGUAAAAAAAAAAAAAAGGUAAGUUAA